AUGCGAGGAGCCGGUGUCGGGGGGCAGACAGGAUGCGGGGAGCCGGAACAGGGGCAGACAGGAUCCUCGGAGCUGCCUGAGUGGGUACCCGGGUCCAUGGCGCUGGCUGCGGGGGGUCCGGGCCCACCACCUGAGCAGGGGCCGAUGCGUCCGGGACCACCCCCGACGACGCGCCCGAGACCACCGCCGGAACAGGGGCUAGAUGUGGCUGGCGUCGACGCGUCGUCGGUGUCGCCCCAGAGCCUGGAUGCUCCGGGGGCCACCCCGAGCCAGGCGUGUUACCCAGAAGGGGGAUUCCUCCUCGUCCGGGGAGUCCAGCUCGUCGGGGUGCUGCCAUCCAGGGAUCGCGAGGGCCGCCUCCUGGUAAACGAUGGCCCAGAAGGCGGCACUCUCUCCUGCUGGGUCCAUGCUGAAUCUGAAAGAUUUGUUUUGCAUAUAACAAAAACGAAGCAGAGUGAUACCGCGUUUUACUACUGCUUUAGAUCAAAAUGGUUCAAUAUUACUUUCUUUAAAGGAACAUUUCUGAGAAUUGAAGGACCAAAACCCAACUUUACCAGAGUCAUUCAAGACUCUCCAUCUGAUGCAGUUCAUACAGGAGACUUGGUGACUCUGCAGUGUUCAGUCCUCUCUGAGUCUCAAAGGAAAACUUGUCCAGAAGAGCAAAGUGUGUACUGGCUAAAAGCUGCGUCAGCUGAAUCACAUCCCAGUAUAAUUUAUGCUCAAAGUAACAGUGAUGGUAAAUGUGAGAAGAGUUCUGAGGGUCAGUCCGUACAGAGAUGUGUCUACAGCUUCAUCCAAGAGAACGUCAAAUCCUCCGAUGCUGGAAAUUAUUAUUGUGCCGUUGCCGCAUGUGGGAUGAUAGUUUUUGGAAAUGGAACUAAACUGGAUAUUGGAGUUGCCAGAACAAGUGAUUCAGCGAAGGAAAACAUUUUUUUCUUUUUGUUAUGUGGUUCUCUGGCAAUAAAUCUGACGGUCGUAAUGGUCCUUGUUUGUGUUAUCAGGAAAAAUGUCCCUUGUUGCAAAGUGUGUCUGCAAACAAAAGCUGAAAAAGUCAGUGGUGAACAGGAAAAUCGGCAGGAGGUAAAUCAGGAGUCUGUGAUUUAUUCUGAAGAUGCCUUUUUCCAGAGGAAAGGAAACAAAGCAGGGAGGAGAAAGGUCCAAGUAGAUGAGGAGAUGAUCUACAGUGAUGUCAGGGUUUGAUUAAGACAAACGCUGGAUUUAAGCAGCGUAAAUUUAGUGUGAACCAUAUUCAUAUGUUUUUUUUUAAGCCCUGCAGAUAGUGUUACUGGUAUUAAAGUAAUAACUUCUGAUUGUAUAACUAUCCCUAUGUUAUAAACUAUAUGGUAUUUGAUAAUGAAAUAUUCUUAAAUGGCUUUUGAUACUUUUGAUACCACUUUAGCUUUUGUGGAAGAUGCAUCUUGAAGAUUGGUAAUCUUGCUGGCUUUUUUUUCUUUUCAAAUGUUUGAAGUGAUAAAGCUUUCCCACAAAA
This is a messenger RNA of Cololabis saira (Pacific saury), 1489 nucleotides long. RefSeq lists its product as uncharacterized. The record is from RefSeq and is a predicted model, not a curated record. Lineage: Eukaryota; Metazoa; Chordata; Actinopteri; Beloniformes; Belonidae. The transcript has 6 exons. Gene Ontology annotation, biological process: response to bacterium. Bases 1 to 1200 code for a protein of 399 amino acids.